AUGUCCCCCGAUGCAUUCAAAAUUCCCAACGGCGCUUCGACUCCAUUGAUGUGCCCUGAGACUGCUGAAGUGGCUACAGAUGUGUUCAGCGACUUGUAUAGCUUGGUGUUCGCCCCCCUGAAUGGGCCUGCUCCUGCUGCAGUCAGCUACAGCCUUCCACCAUAG
Pisolithus orientalis is the source of this 165-nucleotide messenger RNA. RefSeq lists its product as uncharacterized. The coding region runs from base 1 to 165 and encodes 54 amino acids. The transcript is spliced from 2 exons. Lineage: Eukaryota; Fungi; Basidiomycota; Agaricomycetes; Boletales; Pisolithaceae. The record is from RefSeq and is a predicted model, not a curated record.